Poeciliopsis prolifica (blackstripe livebearer) is the source of this 1369-nucleotide messenger RNA. RefSeq names its product chondromodulin (gene cnmd). Lineage: Eukaryota; Metazoa; Chordata; Actinopteri; Cyprinodontiformes; Poeciliidae. The coding region runs from base 22 to 1023 and encodes 333 amino acids. The transcript is spliced from 7 exons. Gene Ontology annotation, biological process: negative regulation of angiogenesis; negative regulation of endothelial cell proliferation. The record is from RefSeq and is a predicted model, not a curated record.
CAGAGGCACGAGAGAGGGAUUAUGGAAAAAGUGCAGAAUUCAGCUGGUGGAUCCUGCUGUACUGCGGGUCGCAGCACAUCCAGUACACCACCUUCUGCUGGAGUCAGUCAUGUGCUGAGAUUUGGAGUUGUGGCCCUUAUCGCUGGUGCAGCGUUCAUCUUGUGCAUGUUUGUGGUUUUUCUCCACAUGUGGAAAGCCAGUGAUAAAAAUGUUUACAGCGUUCGCUACAGCCUGAACAUCAAUGGGAAGGUGAGAGAGGGCUCCAUGAAAAUUGAUUCUGACAACAAUCUGCAGAGAUUUCAAACUGGGAGUGAAGCUGGGGAGGCUGUGGAGAUUCAUGACUUUCAAAUUGGAAUAACUGGAAUCCGCUUCUUCGGAGGAGACAAGUGCUAUAUAAAAUCCCAAAUCAAAGCAAACCUCUCGCUCGUGGGAGCACACAACAAAGACACGCUGAUGUUUGACCUGACGGAUGAAUUAAUGCCUGUGAGGUUCGAUGAGGAGUUCCUUAUAUGGGUUGCAGCAAAGCAGCCACUGAAGAACACCACAUUUUUGAGCAACAGAAUUCUGGAUCUUUGUGGGGAACUUCCCGUUUUUUGGCUCCAACCUCUUUAUCUCAAAGUAACAGAUGGGGAGAGGAGAAAGAGAGGCGUGCGACGAGCCAAACGGCAGUUAGACAUGCAGGACAUCAAGGCGUCCACUCAGGAUAGGGACCCGGAGAGGCGCGGUGAGCAGGAAGCUGUGGAUGAAGGACAGUCAACUAUGGGGUCAGGAUACAAUCCGGAAAACCCCUACCAUCGCAGCGGAGAGGCCAGAGAGGAGAGCACCAUGACCUUUGAUAGCAUGCUGGACCACCAGGGAAUCUGCUGCUCAGAAUGCCAGCGCAGCUACACUCACUGUCAGAGAGUUUGUGAGCCUCUGCGUGGCUACUGGCCUUGGCCCUACAACUACCGGGGGUGCCAGGUGGCCUGUCGAGUGAUCAUGCCUUGUCGCUGGUGGGUGGCACGCAUCCUGGGUGUUGUGUAGCCUUCUUGUUUGGAAAGAAAAGUGUCAUUUUUUUUUUUUCCAUCGCCAAAGAUCUUAAACCUUACUGCUUUUCUGAACUACUCUUGACAACGCAACUUGCAUAAUGUGAAAAAAAUUUUCAGUAAAUGUCAGAAAUCUCUGCUUCCCUAGAGAUACUUUUCCUAUUUUGUUCUGCAAAAUUUGAAUACGUACUGUAGAUGCAACUCCAGAAUCACAAAUAAUCGCAUCUUUUCAUGGCCCCAUGCUAAAGCUGUAGUGUACUGUAUUGUGUUUCAUAGAAAGGCUUGGGACCAAAUCCAGAAUGCUCAGCAGAUCAUGCCCCUUUUUCUGACUGAGGAAGCUUUCA